This is a messenger RNA of Pocillopora meandrina, 7790 nucleotides long. The record is from the annotation of a GenBank genome assembly. Lineage: Eukaryota; Metazoa; Cnidaria; Anthozoa; Scleractinia; Pocilloporidae.
AUGGAAGAACUCUACCAAACAGUCAGAGAGCAGAUCAAACCAGUUGAAGCCGAGAUCCGCGGUGUGAUUCCUCCUUGGCUGAACGGGUCCUUGUUACGAAAUGGCCCCGCCAUGUACGAAGUCGGACCCGAAGCCUACAAGCACUGGUUCGAUGGCUUAGGAAUGAUUCAGAAUUUCAAGGUAGAAAAUGGCAAAGUGACUUACUGCAGUCGCUACUUACGCAGCCAAGCAUUUGUCCGUGCCGAAGCUCGUCGUGGCAUCGCUUAUGCUGAGUUUGGAACACCAUUACCACCCGAUCCAUGCAAGAAUAUCUUCGCACGGUUUUUCUCUUACUUCGUGCCGCCCGAACGCACGGACAACUGCUCCAUUAACGUCGUCACAAUGAACGGCCAAACAUACGCAAGCAGUGACUCACCAUUCCUAAUCGGGUUUGAUCCAAGCAGCUUGCAAGCGUUGUCGGAGUACAACAUUAGGAGCGAUUUCCCAGGUAUUUCUAACUCAUUUUAAAUCAUAAUUUUAAGGGAACCGCUUAUUUUAGAAGAAAAAGGAAGAGAGCCAAAACAAAUCAGAAUAUAACUUUGUUUGGCAUUCCUGGAGGAAUAUAAUCCCAUGCAGGGAAUAGAUAUUUUCGUCCCACACUAAUUAUAUUUCGGAUAGUUCCAGAAACUCACAAAAAACCAAAACAAGGAAAUUAACACGAUUACGCGUUCCUUGCUCCCGCCCAUGACAGCUGUUGGGUGCUGAAUUCAGACUGUCACCGCCCAGUGAGAUGUUCGCUGGGGUGCGAAUCGCGCGCUGAACUUGACAAGAUCUUUUGUUUUAGUUUUUGCUGUUUAUGUUCGCACUUGAAACUUACUGCAUCGGGCGGAAGGCCUUCCAAGCAGCUAAAGAGACACCUCUGUCGAUAUCCUAAAGGUGUAUUUUUAAAUCCGAUUACAAAAAACAAAGGAAAACCGUAGUGUGAAUUUGUGGAGAUUCGCACGAAAUAUGUGUCUGAGAAAACGUUACCGCAUCCAAUAACAGGACAUUCAACAGAGAAAAAAAUCGCGUAUAUUUUUACCACCUUGAGGGAGAAUCGGUAAACUUUUGCUAUGUAAAACAGGAAAGUUUCAAAACUCGUCGUCCUGUUUUCUAAAAAAAGUUGUCGAAUUUAGGAUAAAGUAAGCUAAAAGAUGUGGUUUUGUCGAGGGUCUUUUGAGCUCAAGAGAGGUUUUGACAAGUGAACGGUCGUGAGGAUAAGGAAAAAUAUUUUACAGUUGUAGCAUGUUGAAAUAGGACUUUUCAUUUUGACUAAGGAUAAUAGAGCGAGAUAGUUUCUUAGAGAUGAAUAUAAAAAGCAAAAUUGACCUUACGUUUCUGAAAAAAUGGUUAUGUAAAAAAAAAAUGGUUAUGUAAGAACACACACCGAGAGAAAGUACUCAUUUUAUUGAUGAGUCAUGGUUUCGUUCACGAUUUCAUCAUUUGUAAACUGAGUACAUUUUGUUCUCAGAUACACUAAUUAUGUAGCUUGCUUUGAUUGGAUGAGGGGCAAAGAUAGCAGAUUCAUGACAAAGUUGAAAUACCUUUUCUUUAAUAUCCAGCGUUUGUUUGGAAAAGAGAUAACAAGAACCUUCAGCUUGGAAUGCUGAAAACGUGAACGUGUAAGGAAAAGUAUCUCAAGAAGUGACGUUGAAGAGCAUGAUAGCCGAACUUUAGACCAGCGAGGUCAAGAUUCUUUUUACGUAAAAACAUAUUUGCUGGUCAUUUUAUCAGUUACAGAAAUCACAAGAUGAACUCGUGCGUUUUCCAUGACAAACCUUGUGCACUGCAAAUCGCCGGAAGAAAAAUACAAUGAUCUGAUAUGAUACUAUUGGAAUUUCACAAGGCAAAACAGGAAAAACUAAAAUUCUUCUUUCUCUCUGAUACAUCAGACAGCACCACUUUCCUGAUAAAAAUAAGCCAAAGAGGAUUUUAUGAACUCAGCUCAACAAAAGUCUCUUGAUCAAGAUGAUAGUCUCAUAAUACUGCUUGCAUUAAGGUUUUCCAUAAUACUUUUUUUUUUUUUUACUCUGUGGGCGUUUAAGACCGAAUGAUUGAAUUGAAUGUAACGAAUUGAAAAAUAUUUUUCGGUCUAGUCCGGUUUAUGAGCGAGCUCCUUUAAAAAAUUAAUUACCUGGCAAAAGUUAGAGACAAUUUUUUUUUUAUGCGGACCGAGAACCAAAAUUUACAUAAAAAUUGUUCUUAACAUGUGGUCUUAAUCUGAGCAUGAUGACUUAUUUUUAUAAACGAAAAGUCUGUCAAACUGCUUUAUAUUUCAACCGUCUGAUCUGCAGUUUAAGUCGAGCAGAUAUAGCUUUUACGCAAAAGAAGAGAUUAUUACUGUUCUAAUUUCUGCGAGUGAAAAAACCUCUGCUCGAAAGCUUUAAUGAGUGACUCGCUUUUUUCACUUCCGUAUUAAAAAAAACGCAUUUCCGUUCAACAGACAGCUAGGCUACGAGCCUCAAUAUGUGAAGUAAAACAUUGAAUUUAGAAGACUUUCCAAACAACAGACUGAACACUGUGAGGUAUAAUUAACGAGAAGGAAGAUUAUUUAUUUGUUAUCGCUUUUGACAACAGAAACCGGAAGGAAACCAAAAUUUCGAGAGAUUGCUUUCAAUAGCAUCAUUUAAUCUUCCUAAUAACAGAGCUUAGCUUCACGUGUGGCCAAAUAGUUGACUGCUCAGAAAAGCUUGUUUGUUUGAUUCUUUGUCUCAGCUUUUGAGCCUGUCCGUCAACGUUUGGCUGAAAUUUAUAAUGGGCGGGUGACAGCUUUUUCACAUACAAUUGCGUGCAACAAUCGUAGAGGACUUUCUGUUUUAAAAACAGUUUGUUUGGUUUGCUGAAAGGCAUGUCAGUUUAUAUCAUUCGCGUCUCAGAUAUCAUUUACAUUAUUGUAGCUCGCUGAGAAAAUCUUCCGAAGUCCCUCUACAUAUUAAUCAGCAAGCAGUUUUUAGAAAUUUUAGGUGUAAUACAAGAGUUUUAGGAACUUUUUAUGCAGUUUUUAUGCAGGUUCGGACUCGCUAGAAUUGUGAUUUGAUUGACGUCACGCAAACAUCAAUUCAGUUUUUCCCUCUGAGUUCCUCACUUCUCUUGAGAUGAGAAUGCACGUCACAAAGAUUAAAGGCGUUCUUAGUUUUAUGAAAUGCGUUUCCUGUCAUUUAUAAGUGAAUGCAUCUCAUGCUUUCGUUUCAGCUUCCCAUCAGACAUACGAGGUCGUAUAAAAAUGACUAGGCUUCGCGCAAAUGUACACCUGUUAGUUACAUUUGUAUGUGAGCGCGCGUUAAACGGUCUUUGAAUGGUCGUCGCGAAUCUUUGGAGUCUCAAACGGAAACUAAAUAAUCAGAAUUUUUUCAUCAACCUGUUAAACGAUCUCCGUGAAUAAAUUGACUCAAACCACAUGUCAUAAUCCGCGGAAAAGUUGAUUGAUGCCAAGCCCUUACUUUCUUUAUAUUUAUUAUAAAGGGAGUUAAAUCCCAGAAUACUGGGGUACUUCCCAUGAAUUAUACGAAAUUUCGUGACAAUCUUUCACGUGCACGCGAACUUUUGACUUAGUCAUGUUUAAAAAAAGACACAAUUCUUGGCAAAGUCUUCGUUUCAUGCUAGCGAUGUACCUAAUGAUCAAUCUUGGCACAAGUGAUAAUCACUUGUUAUCGGAAACGUUUUUUUUUUUUUUUUGGCAAAUUGUUCUCUUUUAACAGCAGGAAAUUCCUACUUCAUACACACGAUUGUUUUAUUUUAUCUCUGACCCUUUUUACUUUAAUACCGUCAUCAAAAUAUUUCCAGCACACCUUUGUGUAAAAUAAACAUUUCUCUGUCAUGUUGAGAGGGCGCACUUUUUUUUUUCUGUGGUAUAAUAUCAGCUCCAAAGUAAUUGGUUCAUCAAAAUAAAAUGGGAAGGAACAAUUGAUUUCUCCAGGGGUUCAUCUUAAAAUGCAAGAUGUGAAUUGCAAUUAUUUCGUAAGAACAGAGUUCUUCGCUUAGUUUGGAAGUUCACCGAGGCUAACUGACUUUUCCACCAAAAGAAACUGACGUUAAUUGCUGUAACCAUAAAAAAGUCGAUUUUCCUUCCUCUUCGUUGUCUUCCCAGCUCUAUUUUUCUUUUUAAUUAUUGUCAUAUAUUUAACGAUCUCUAAAUCACCCUGCACCCCUGAAAGAGACUUACCAUAAUUUCGAUAGAGUGUUAGCAUCUAAUCACUCGCUCCAGAAGAAAAUUACUGUAGAUGCAGUAAGGCAACUCGAACAUUAUGCGUGCGUUUCGGACGGUCGCCAAAAUUUAGCAUCUUCGAGGGUAACUGUGAACAUGAUAAUUUUGGCGGUUACGGAUUCUCAUUAAUUGGCAAACAAUAAGCUCCCACAGAAAUGAAAUAUAGCUAGAUAAAACGCUGCAUGAGUUUAUGACCUUCGGUUCAAAAAACAGGGAGAUAUCGAUCCUGCAAAGCACAAAGAGAUAUCACCAUUCCGAUAAGUAAAACUGUAGUAUCUUGCAUGGAAUAGUAUGGAAAAUCAAUGUUUAAUAAAAAAAGUUAGAUUUUUUUCAUGAAAAAGGGAUUUUUUCUCUCAUAUAAGAAGAAAACAUUUCCUCGAAAGAGGCAAAAACGUUUUAGACUUUGAAGGUGUCUAGUAAGAAUUUCAAUCAUUCAUUUACUGUAAUUUUUUUGUGGAAUGUCUUGCGUGUCCGAGAUACGAAAAAGCUCUCAUGUUUCCAUUAUUGUAAUUAAGUUGUUUUGAUAUUCCCCCUUAGUGCAAAUCUGAUCAGAUCACAGUUUCAAUGAUAAAUCUUUUGUCUGCAUUCCCAGGUUGCCUCAGCACGCAUGGUAAACAUAUAAAAGAGACAUAUUUCGGAAAUGGCCUCUUUUAAAACAAUAAGUCCCGCAGAUAAAACCAUUACUUGCACGCUGGUUUAUUUCAUUUUGUUUUCAAUUACUCACAGUGUGUGUUCCAUUGUAGGUUGUUGACUUUGGAUGAAAUGAGCUUUCGUUAAUAGUUUUAUCUGACCUGAUUAAACACGAACGGAACUUCCACUGAUCGAUUAAGACGAUUUUGUUCACAGCAAAACUACUUUCUUUAACAGUUUGAUUUUCUUCUCGUUUCUUCCAUGCACUCAACAUUUAAGAUGUAGCUUUACUAUUCAUUCGUUUUAUUUAUUUUUUUAAUUUGUCGAGGCAGUUUAUUUUAAGUCAUUGAAUUUGAGCCCUAUAUGUACCCUGAAUCAUUCUUUCACCAUACACGGAAUAGGGAUUUAUUUCUUCAAGGCAAAACUUAACAAGAUGAAACUGCAAAGGAAAAUUUCCUUGAUUGCUGAUGUAUCAGUUUCUUCCAACUUCACUUGAGAGCGAAUGGUAUACAAUGUACAAAAUUGUCUAUCACUGUUAGGGUUUAACUGCUUUAUGACUGAUGAACGUUUUCAAACUUUAUCAUGUAAGAUGAAACUUUUCAUUGAUUUGGCUCACUGACAACUUUCUGCCACAAAACUAGAAUUAAAGAUUAUGUGGUUCUGAUGUUCUUUUUUAAGGAAUAGGAUAAAUAUCCUAAAGUGUUCUCUCUAUUCUGCAAGUGUGUUCGAUGAGUUUUAAGGGGGAAUAAUAACAAGCACUCGAAAUAACCGCAGUUUGCGGUAAAAUUAUUACAAGACACAACUUUCUUGUAAUUUUCGUGUUUUGGAGAUGAUUAGCUCCUCUUUCAGUAGUAAUACGAGUAAGAAAGCUUAAGCAGAUCACUGGUUUGGGAAAAGAAAAUACGAUCGAUAUCCCGUGUAGUGGUUUAGACGUAAAUAAGGGAAACUGAGACAAGCAUGUUGGGUCUGACCUUUUCCCACCCUUGAGGCGGUUUACAUGUAUUUACAUCUAGUUCACACUGGCGUUUGGUUAUGUUUAACACUUUGUCGUUUCUCCCUUUGACUAUUUUGGUUUUGUUAUACCUUACUCAAUUAUAACCUGCUGUAUGCUAUGUUUCACACCUGCGUCAUCUUUCAGGUCCCGUGCGAAUGUUUUCCAUGACACCUCAUCCCCACGAGGACGAAGAAGGAAAUGUGUAUAACGUUGCUGUUUCUCUGAAAAAUGGAACUCGCUACAAUAUAACACAAAUACCACCACGACCCACCACCCCUGGAGACACUGCGCCACACCCACUUCAGGGGGUAAAUGUUUUGUCCACUUUCACCCCAAAAAAUCGGCUCUGCUACUACCACAGUUUUGCCAUGACUCCUAACUACUUCGUGUUUAUCGAAAACCCGUUCGUUGUGAAUGUGUGGGCACUCCUGACGAUGAAGAUGAGAGGAAGAUCUUUCCACGAGUGCAUGAAGUGGGACAACAAGCAGCCCUCCAGGUUUUAUGUCAUUGAUCGUAAGACAGGUAAAGUAGUGGCUCAGUACAAGACGGAGAACUUCUUCUCAUUCCAUCACGUAAACGCCUUCGAGACAGAAACGGAUAUCAUAAUGGACGUUUGCUGCUACCCUGACGCCCGCAUUGUAUAUCAGUACUACCUCCAUCACUUGCGCUCCAAGGGGGAACACGAAGUGAGCAAAGGCUUCCCUGAUCCAGCUCUCCGUCGCUAUCGCUUACCCAUUCCUAAAACCGCCUCAUCCAGUUCCUGGCAGAGACUGCCCAGUUACUCAGACGGUCGAGACUACAAAGUGCUGUACUACGGGGUGGAGUUACCCCAGAUUAAUUAUCGCUUCGCCAAUGGCAAGCCUUACCGGUUUAUGUAUGGAGUUGGUCCUCACCAACGCGGGGACUUCCUAAACCAGCUCAUCAAAGUAGAUGUCCUAGGGAAGGAAGCCAAAAUUUGGCAUGAGCGCCACUGUUUCCCAUCUGAGCCUGUGUUUGUACCAGCGCCCGGAGCUGAAUCAGAAGAUGAAGGAGUUAUUAUCUCCUCUGUAGUAGGUGUUCGUGGCAAGAAGUCGUUCCUUCUCGUUCUGGAUGGUCGCACAUUCCGCGAAAUCGCACGCGCGACCGUACCUUGCCCAAUGGCACACUCACUCCAUGGCAUGUUCAGACCAAGGUCCCCAGCUCUACUCGGACAAUGCCGGAAAGCCUGGGCCGAAAUAUAAUCUGGGUCACCGAAAAAGGACAAGCUCUGAAGAUUUUGGAGUGCCAUUUGAUCGUACACCAUCCAUUUACAGUGUUGUUCAUAACAAAGAACUCACCACACAAAUGAAGUCAACAAAAAAACUCUUGUUGAGACAGUUCCUCGAACAAAAAUGUGAUUACUGUAUUUCAAUUUAUGAAAAAUAGUUCACGACAACCUGAAAAAAAAAUUUUUUUCGGCCAAACAACCGGUCAGUUUGAUAUUAAUAGAUAACUAAGAACGAGAAUCAUUCUAUGUUCAUUUGUUAUUUUUUCAAACAAAAUUCCUGGUUGAACGAGUUACUCUGAGUGUGUGUGACAGCUUUGAUUGGUUAUUCGCUUUCGUUUCGUAAUGGAACAUUGCACUUUUAAGAGGGUUUCUCAGAUUUUCAUGAGAAAAUUAGUGAGGCUCUCUGUUUUCAGUUAGGCCUGGAAGCGUGCAUCUUCCUGCCAAUGUCUUUAGUGAUACGUUAAUAAAUCUGUUAUAAAAAAUUGGGAAAAACAAAAUAAUAUAAAAGGGAAAAAGAGAAAAGAGUUAUUUCUUUUCUAAGCAUUAUCCAGUGUGUAAGUUUUAUUUAAAACGGCGUACGUAACAAUGCGCUGUUGAGUAUUAUUUUAUCUAUUUCUAAGUUAUAUAAAGUAGCAUUUGUAUACAAUCAUAGUGACAUUAUACUUUCUUAGAAAGGAGAAAGAUACUGGGAGAUAACU